ACCCCAAUCAACCAUUUCAUGUCAUCAUCUACAAACUAUCCAGCCCAUUAACCAUUGCACCAUCAGCCAUAGCACCAUCUCUCCCAGUCAUCUUACCCCCAUCUACUGCAUCUAGUAUUCAACUAGUUGCAGCAAAGAUAGGUACGGUACACAUGCAUGUUCUUGGACUCUUAACAUCUACGCAUCUGCAUCUACGUAUCUACACUACUUACAUAUAACUCCAACUUCAUCUCAACACUGAACUACUCAUAUCUGUAAAAAUCAUAAUCCCAAGUAGUUCCUCUUGUAACUCCUUUUCCAACCGAAUCUAGAUGUGAUCUUGUAUCAUGCGACCUUUUCCUGGCGAAGACGCUUGGAGCGGGCGUCAGCGCUUCGCCGACCACGAUCCCGCUCCCCUUAUGGCCUCUGUCUCCAAUAGCCAGAUGUCAUUUGUCUUUGCUGAUGAAUCCUCCAUUGAUUCAUAUAUCGAACAUUCAAACCAAAACCAAAACCCUCAUAGUCGUUUCCUGGAUGCUCGGAAGGCUGCUACUACUACUACUUCUGCUGCUAAUAUCCUGCCCCCUCGCAAAGACAAGAAAGAGGUCGAUGCAUCGAGAUACCCUUCGUGGCAAUCGGAAAAGGAAAGAGACGAUACUUCUGCAUGCUCCCCGACAUCGAGAGCCUCCAUCUUUACCCACAGUCCCGCCUCGAUGAGAUCCCAGAACCACUCGUCUCCUUCGCGGCCUAUAACACCCAUGAUGCUGGGUACAUCCUAUACUGGAUCUAUCAUGAGUAGUCCAUCUUCUCGGAGGAACUCACUUACCGAGUCUUGGUCAGAGCAUGCUGUCAGUUUCGACGACGAACCCCUCGACCAAAGUUGCUCCAACAUGUUCGAAAGUGGUGAUACACCUCAGUUGGUAAUGCCUAGUAUUAAAAUGCCAAGCCGACGCCCAUUCACCGAAACAGGCAAGAGCCUGGGGCGACUAAAGGUGUUGUUUGCUGGUGACUCUGGUGUCGGAAAGACUUCCAUGGUUAAGGCAAUUGUCCAAAUCUGCGAGCACAUUGUUCAUGUCGACCCUAUCCUCUCGGAGGCAGAGCGAAAUAAGCCCAAGGAGCGCGCCACCUCAUCGAAGAGGGCAUCAAACUCAACAUCUGGCAUAUCUGAAAUAUAUGCCAGUACUAAGCCAUAUCCGGAAUGGUGGUCUAUGUUGGAUGAACCUCAUAAUUCGGAAAGGCGCCAAAGCCUAGGUGACAGUAUUCUAGAGCGUAACGUAUGCUUUGUAGAUACACCUGGUUAUCGGAAUGGAUCAUCUGCGAUGGAGACCAUUAUUCCUUGUGUCGAAUACGUAGAGGCUCAUCUAAACAGGAUGUUCUCAGAUUCUCUGAGUGACUCGGAGAUGCUGAAUAUGCUUGGAGGCGGCGGAGGCUUUCAAGUCGAUGUCGUUUUCUAUCUUAUAUCUCAUAAGAUGAGGCCAAUUGACUUGGAAUACAUUCGACGGUUGAUGCCCCUAACGAAUGUCAUUCCCGUUGUAGCUCGUGCCGACUCAUUAUCGCCAGAACAGCUCGUAGUGUGUAAAGAGCAAAUUUCCAGCCAGCUCCGGCAAGCUGGUCUCCAGCCUUUUAGCUUCAUAGCGGUGCCCAGCCAACAGUCUUCAACACUGGUGCCGGAUAUUCCUUACGCUGUAUCCAGCACUACCGGCUCGGACCAUGAAAUAAUGGACGCAAGUCUCCUAAUGAGUUCUGAUUAUGUCCAACCCUUAAUCACGUCGGAGCUCAGAUAUUUGGUCGAAACUGUGUUCAGCCCAAACGGGGUAUCCUGGCUCCGACAUGCCGCUGCCAAGAAGUACCUAGAUUGGAGGACGACUACUUCGUCACGACCGCGCCACUUGUACAGGCCGUUGAACUUCGCGGGUGCAACACCAUCGUCCACUUUAGCUCUACCAUCAGAAAAUAAGACGGAAGCACACACGUCCCUAGCCCUAGCUCGCCUUAACGGUGCACAUAGAGAUCAAGGCCCGCCACAGCUUCACGUAGUAGAUUGGGCUGCUGAUCUUCAGCGCAGUCUAGCUGGCGAGCGAGCUAAAUACGAAGCACUUGCUCGGGGGGAAAGGGCGGUUUGGCUUACAGAAAAAUUAAGCGAAUGUGUGCAGGAUGGCACACUUGUGGCUCUUCGUAAGGCUAACGGCAACAGACCGGUGGAAGCAAGGAGAGCAUCCAAACGCACAUUCUCCAAGAGGACAGAACAACAUCAGGAUCCGUUAGGAUUGCUUCAAGUGGCAGCAGACUUGAAGGCAAGAGGGUGGGUUGCUCUAGAAGUGGUAGGUAGUCUCGGGGUGGUUGGGGGUCUGGCGUUCUGGCUAUCGAGGCAUCAUUGGCAAACAGAUCCUGUUCAACUGGCAGAUGAGUGGGCGAGACAUUGGGGGAUGGACAUCUAAGAUACCCUCGUAUAUGUAACUAUACCUUCGUUGUAAGAGUCGCUUUGGAGGUGAUAACCCUACUCACAACAAAAUACCAUGUUCAACUAGGUACGUCUGUAGGACCAGUGUAGGUUAUGGUAUGUAUGAUGUACCUACCUAUGCAAGUUUGAGCAUUUGGAUCAUGUAGUUUUAUUUUGGCAAGGCCAAAAUAUACAUACAGUGCCAUACAUAUUACAGGCAACUUUUAAUCCCUAAAAUGUGCCUAUGGA
This is a messenger RNA of Hypoxylon fragiforme, 2665 nucleotides long. RefSeq lists its product as uncharacterized. Gene Ontology annotation, biological process: cytoskeleton-dependent cytokinesis. The transcript has 4 exons. Bases 327 to 2414 code for a protein of 695 amino acids. The record is from RefSeq and is a predicted model, not a curated record. Gene Ontology annotation, molecular function: molecular adaptor activity; GTPase activity; GTP binding. NCBI's taxonomy places the organism in Eukaryota, Fungi, Ascomycota, Sordariomycetes, Xylariales, Hypoxylaceae. Gene Ontology annotation, cellular component: cell division site; septin complex; microtubule cytoskeleton.